Poecile atricapillus (Black-capped chickadee) is the source of this 5917-nucleotide messenger RNA. It is a transcript of the gene CDAN1, whose product is annotated as codanin 1. The coding region runs from base 295 to 4266 and encodes 1323 amino acids. The record is from RefSeq and is a predicted model, not a curated record. Gene Ontology annotation, biological process: chromatin organization. Gene Ontology annotation, cellular component: nucleus. The transcript is spliced from 28 exons. Lineage: Eukaryota; Metazoa; Chordata; Aves; Passeriformes; Paridae.
GCGGGGGUGGGGACGCCGCUGCCCUUCCCUGUGCCCCGGUUCGCGGGUACCGCCGUCCCUAGGCCGGGCCCCGAGCCCUGCUGGGGAAGGAAAUACCGCGCAUGAGAGGAAAAGACGCGCACGGACCGGCGCAGGCGCCCCGUGCCCCGCGUGUUGACAUGGGGAGGGGGCGCGGCCCCCGCCCGCCUCCCCGGCGGGAAUCCCCGCUCGGCGCCGCCCCCGCGGGAAGGGGGGACACGCCGGGCCCGCCCCCGGCGCGGGUUGUGCGCGUGCUCGGCGGGAGCGGGGCCGGGAAUGGCGGCGGUUUUGGAGCUGCUGCUGCAGGAGGAGGUGCCGGUCAGCGCCGUGGUGCGGUGGCUCCGGCACGGCCCCGGCCACCGCCCGGCUGAGGAGAACCACAUCCAUGACAAGCUGGUAUCUCUUAGCUUGCUUCAGAAAGAUUUUGUGCCUUUUCUGCUAAAUUUUUUAAGGGAGCAGACCAGCCAGAUUCUCACUAAUGGACCCCCUACUCCUGCUAAAACUCCUAAUUCCAAGGCCCAUGGGAGCCAAAGGACAGGGUCAGAAAGGAGGGCAGGCCAUGCAACCAGCAGCCGAGUGCAGCUCUUUUCUCAAAGGACUUCAGUGACCACCUGCACCACAGAUACCAGCUUUUCUCCUGCUGCAGCAUCCAGUGGUUCCUCUUCCUUUUCUGGCUCGAACCUGUCUAGCCCUUGUGGUGAUUUCCCCAGCGUGGUCUCCAGCAGCAGCCCGAGCUUUGGGCACAGCCCUGUGCUCCACCAGGGUGAGAAGCGCUCCUCUCAGAAGGCCAGCCUGGGGAGCUUCCUGGCGGCCACGCCCGAAGCCCUGCCCGUGAGACGAGGCCGGAGGAAAGGCAGCAGCUCGGUCGGUGCCUCUGGCCGGCAGGUAGCUCGUGACCUGGGGCGCUCCCUUGCUGAAGAGGAGGAUGGAAAGAGUGACAGUGGAUCGUGGAGCGGAGGGAGAAGGAAGCGGAAUGAAGUGCCUCUUGUUCCUGCCAGAUCCCCGCCCAGCCAGCUCAACCUUAACAACUUGGAGGAGUUUCCACCCAUGGGUGCUGCCUCUGGCUGGACAAACAAAAGCAAACCGUCGAGGCGAAUCAACCCAACUCCUGUGAGUGCCGAGCGGCCCCUCUCAAAACCAAAGACCUGUUUCACUUCUACGCCUGUCAGCCGGUCUCCAGCUGCUCGCUGGUCAGCUGGGUCAAGCCUUGAGGCCUUCACUGCUGCCCAGGAGGGAAACCUCUCAUCUGUGAUAAGCAACAGCCUUCAAGAGGAGAGGGAGAUGUUGAAGAAAGAACGAUGCAAAUUGCUGCACCAGGCGUCUUCUCCUGCAGGGAUAUCUUUCGAUCCUGGUACUCCAACUAAGCCUAGCUAUACUCGCAGUGCCAGCCUUCCUGCUGAAAGCCAUCUGGUGACCUGUGCAAAUCCUGCUAAGGUUUCCUGCAAGAAACAGUUGGAGUGUCUGGCACAGCUCUAUUCAUCAUGUAUAGCAGAAAACCUGGUGCCAAAUAUUUUUCUGGAACUGUUUUUUGUUCUGCAACUGUUGACAUCUAAAGGCACUUCUACUGCAGAAGAUGGGGAUAGUGACCCUGAAAUCAGUGAAAUAAAUAGAGAUGUUACAGGGAGACAGCAUUUUGAAAGUGUGCACAACUGUGUUUAUUUUGCUGUUCGAGUCUUGGAUUAUCAAUAUGAAAUUAUUUCCCAUUUAGAAAAGGGGAUGCUGAAGCUUUUGGCCGAAAAUGAACGGAUUGCAUCGUUUUCUCCCACCUUGCACAAGAGGCUCAGACAGGCUUAUGAAAGCAGCACAGCCAAGGUGUCUCUCCUGCUGCCAUGCUCUGUACAGUCUGUUUCUUUUCAGCCAGAAACUGAUAAUCGCUCUAACUUUCCCAGUGACAGAGCAUUUCACAUAUUUAAGAAACAAAGGGAUAUAUUUUAUGAACUUCUGCGUGAAUGGGAGGAUAACCAUGAGAAAACUGGCUGGGACUUUGAAAGAGUUCUGGGCAGCAAGAUCAGGGCCAUGAUGGCUCACCUAUCUGCAACCUGCAACCACAGCCAUUUUGCCAGGCUCUUUCAGAAACAGCUUAUCCAGAUGUGCAAAGGUCCUGUCAGUGGUGGUACAAGCUGGGGAGACACUCCAGACCAGGAUGUCCUUAAUAUGCUGGGUUCUGAUAAUCUGAGCCGUCUGAAGAGGCUGCAGGAAAGAUUUGUUGUUCCUCAGAGCAUCAGAGGGCCUUGUCCACCCCCUUCGUUCCCAGGGUGCCAACAAUUCUUCAGGGACUUCAUCCUCAGUGCUGGAAGUUACCAGUUCAAUCAGCACCUGAUGGAUAGUCUGUGCCUGAAGAUACUUGAACUGAAUGGCCUUACUCUGGUGGAGCACGAGCACAGUGAUGGGGAAGCAGAUAUGGAGGAGCAGGAUGAAAAGAAGCGUUUCACUGUGGCCCUGUUGAGUCUCCGACUCCUUGCCAAGUUCCUGGGCUUUCUUGUUUUCCUGCCCUAUCGCACUGUGGAGCAGCCAACCAGAGACUUGCAAGAUUCCGCGUUGGUGCUGAGAAACCAAACCCUGCCUGUACUGGAUAUAUUAAAGCUUCUGAGACAGUCUAUUCGGGAUCAACGUUCUAUCCUCACUAUUCCUUGGAUUGUGGAGUACCUUUCCCUUGUGGAUCAUAUUGCUCCUUUCCUUGAUUAUUACAGGAAAGUGUUUGGUCUCUUGCUGCAGGUAUACAGGUUAAUGGUCCUUUCUGAAGACAAGGAGAUGAGUUUCCUGAACAAACUGCUGAUCCUUGCAGUUCUGGGUUGGCUUUUUCAGGUUCCAUCAGUCCCUGAAGAGUUGUUUUUUACUACUGAUGACAGGCAGGAGAGAUUUAUGAUGGAUACUGUGACAUCUGCUCAGGCUUUGGACUUUGUACCCUUGGUGGAUCAGCAGUUACUUUAUACUUGCUGUCCCUAUCUUGGUGAGCUGCGUAAACUACUUGCCUCUUUUGUGGCUGGUAGUGGAGGAAAAAAUGGUGGUUUUAUAAGGAAAAUCACUCCCACAGCUGCAGAAUCCUUAGCACCCAAGGCUUCUGUCACACAGAGGAAGCUGCAGGUAGAUUUGGAACAGGCCUUCUUCCACAACCAGCCUCCUUCCCUACGGAGAACAGUGGAGUUUGUGGCGGAGAGGGUGGGAUCCAACUGUGUUAAGCACAUCAAGGCAACAUUGGUAGCAGAGCUAGUUCAAAGAGCUGAAGUCAUGUUGCACGAUAAAGUGAAGGAGGAGGAUGUUAAUCAUGACAAACUGCUUGAAGAGGUGUGCACUCAUCUAUACGAGGAAGGGGCCCAGGCACUCAUCAAAGGCAGAGAAUUUUGCAGAAAAAAAGGUCCUGAGGCAGUAAGGGUGUUGCUGCCAGAAGAGACAUCUGCAGCAGUUUUAAGUAGUGCAGAAAACAUUGCAGUGGAAUUGGCUACUGAGAGAGCUUGUGGCUGGCUCUCUGCCAACAUUGCAGCACUCAUCAAAAGGGAAGUGAAGGCAACCUUCAACAGAAUGCUGAAAGUCCCAGGAUUUCCCUUGCCAGGCGAGGAUGCUCCUGAGUUGAGAAGGGACUGUACUCCAGGCUGCCAGCACUGUGCUCCAUUUCCCUCCCAGAUCAUCAAUGAGAUUAAGGAUGUGCUCUGUGUUGCUGUGGGCCCACGGGAGGAGGGUGAAGUGGUUGACUACGUGUGGCUGGAGGGCUUGCUGGGAAGGUUGAGUCAGACACUUCGAUGCAGAAAGUUCAUGUGUCCCACAUCAGAACAGCAGCUGGCCAGGUGUACGGUUGAGUUGGCGUCUUUGCUGGUUUCAGAUUGUGUUCCUCUGAGUCUUGGGAUCAAAUCCCCAGAGAAAAGCCCUGAGAGACUGCAUGUAAAGAACAAUCCCACCUCUGGCCUCCUAAAACUGCUGUUCUCCAUCUGGAAGGAGGACUUUGGGACGUCUGUACCUGUGCAGCUGAUCUUCAGCAAGAAGAACAUGGGUUAUCUCGCAGAAGCUAAGCAGCAGGAGUGGGAUUUGUUCCUUUUCUUGCUUCAUGGUCUUAUAGAACAUGAACUAAUGCGAACUAGUGAAAUCCAGAGCUGCCUGCGUAGCCUUGAAGAGCUCCCUUGGCCCUCAGAUUUUGUAAAAUACCUGAAGAGGCUAUCCCGAGUGUUUGUAUCAGAACAUCAGAGAGAGGAGCCCAGGACUAACCCUUGUGAGCUGACCAGACAAUCUCUAGCUACUGUGACGACACAAAGUUAGCAGAGGUGGACUCUGUGGACAGAAAUUACUAAUGAAGAUGCAAAUGGAAUUUUCAGUGUUUCUGAAAGGAUUGGGAGCUCUUGCUGGGAGCAUAUUGAAGAUAAGGGGUCACUUUGUGCAAAACCUGCACUGGGCUUUCUGUCAUGGACAUUUUGCCGUGGUGACUCUGCUGAAGGAUUUGCAUCAGCACAUGGAUCUCCAAGUCAAGUCUUUUAAGCACCUUGAUUGUAUCUCAGAGCAGCUGUUCUUUGGACUCAGAGACACUUUUUAUAUUUGUGCAGUAACAGGCUGUGACCAAACCCAGGAAUCAACUCAAGUUACUUUGUGAUCAGAGAGGUGGUUUCUUGGUGGCUGUCUCUUAACUCAACGUGACUUCUCAUGUUGUCUUUUAACAAGACCUCUACAGUCAGGGGAAGGAAGAGGUGAACCUAUAUGACACAGAGAUGUGCCUAUAUUUAUUUUUCAUUGUAAGCUCAGUACUGAAGGUUUGAUUUUAAUUUUUUAAGACUAAUUUUAAAAGUUAAACCAUAUGAAAUAAAUCCACUAGACCAUUGAUGGCAUUACUCAUAAAGGCUGUAGAUGCUUAAGUGUUUUUCCAUCUCUUGUUGGAAACAGAACUUGUAAUUUCCCAGGGCUUUUGAUAGAAACAAGAGAUAAAAUAUCUGUUUAUAUUUUUUACAGAAGACAGUAUUUUUAAGACACUUUUAUAGUUGUGAACAUAAAUGGCAUCUGGCUGCUAUUCACUGUUUUUUUAUAACCUUUCUUGCCUUGAGUUUAGGUUUUUUCAGUCAGGAAGUGCUGCAGCAAGAGAGCUACAGCCUGGAAGAGCAGACAAAGUAGUGAAGAAGCACUGUGAUGUUCCCUGGAGAGUGGAUUUUGAACAGGGCCUGUUUCUUGGAGGACAGUGGGCAUUUUCUGCCCUUACAGACAGAUUGUCACCAAGAGUGUGACCUGUUCACUCCCUUCUUCCCAUGUAUUGCCUUGACCUGAGGUUUGGGGCAGGGACUGCUGGUGAGUAGCAGAGCAUGUUUAGGUGCUCAUCAGCUGUCUCAUGGGAUUCCUUCCCCCUGCCCCAAAGCAGUCAGGACAUUAUUUCCUUUUGUCUAGGAGUGUGCUAUUAGGUUUUUCCAGAAAGCAAGUUCUGUGUUUUUUUAAGAACAGCCUCUGGACAAGGUGAAGCCCAGGGCUGUUUAGCUUGUUAAUGAACUAACAACUAACCUCUUCCCUGUAUAAGGUGAGAAAAAGGUAACAUCUUGGAGUCAGUGAUUCAAGAAAAACUGCAGAUAGGACUCAUGAGGUAGAACUGUAGCUUCUGUUAAAAAUGUGAUACAGAAAGAGAAAUCAUAGAGGCACAUUAGUGUCUGAACUAUAAUAUAAUUUUUUCUUGUUUUGUUUACUAAGCACUGUAUUGAAAGAUUUGGCAGGUUCCACCUGCAUUCCUCUUUUUAGGGGCUUUCUGAUGUGAAUGAAAGAGUUCCCAAGAGUAGGCAUGCUGCAAUACAAUGGAACAAUUCAGUAUAAAUUGAAGAGCAAGUACACCAUAUCAUGCCAUAUCUGCUCCGUGAGGCUGAGUAUUAUGUGAUGUUUUGCUGCAGGCUUAUUUGAAAUUGUUGUCAUAAUAAACAUUAUAAAAUGUCUUGUCUUGUGAUCA